Messenger RNA from Cyclospora cayetanensis, 795 nucleotides. Its product is annotated as stress response protein NST1. The transcript is spliced from 3 exons. Lineage: Eukaryota; Apicomplexa; Conoidasida; Eucoccidiorida; Eimeriidae. The record is from RefSeq and is a predicted model, not a curated record. Bases 1 to 795 code for a protein of 264 amino acids.
AUGGGGGGGAAAUGCGGACGAAGUGCUACAAAGCAGCCUAGGCGGAAGGGCCCCCAAGAUAUGAGGGAGAAAGAAGGCCAGGAGGGAUCGGAAGAGGCGCUUUCUCUUGAGCCCGAGGUCGACGAGGAGGCGAAGAUGCAACAGAGGCAGAAGGAGGAAGAGGCACGACGAGCGCAACAGGAAGAAGAGCGACGAGCCGCGGAGAGGAUGCAGAAGGAGAAGGAGGAACGAGAGGCAGAGGAGCUUCAGCGCGCCCGAGAAGAGGCCGAGGAAGCACGGAGGCGGCAAGAGCAAGAAGCGCGGCAACGGCAGGAGGAGGCACUGCAGGAAGAGAUGCGGCGGAAGGAAGAAGCAGAGAGGAAACGGGCAGAGCAACGAGAGGCAGAGGAAGCAGCACGACGUGCCAAGACUCUGGACAGGGAAAGUCGCCGGUUACAGAAGGAGCGCGAUGAGCAAGAGCAGCGGGAGAGCCUUGAGGAGGCAGCCAAAGCCAGGCGCAAGAGUGGUAUUAGGCUCUGUGAGAAGCCUGCAAAGAUGGUCGCCUCGAAUUGUGGCUCGCCUUAUUCAGACGCGCCUUUGUCUCCUGUUUUACGUGCCGCCCGCGCCCCUUUCAUGCAGGAGGCCCUUCCUCACACACAGACCGCCUCCCUGCACCCUUCUUUUCCCUAUACCAGGCGUUUUGCAGAGCUGGCCAUGUAUUCCUUACAACGUCUUUACGCCAAACAAACGGCAAGAAAUUUUAAUCAAGACGUCAAACUCACAGAAGGACAGAUAGGCGUUACGAUACGUGCAUAG